Molecule: messenger RNA, 933 nt
Organism: Etheostoma spectabile (orangethroat darter)
Lineage: Eukaryota; Metazoa; Chordata; Actinopteri; Perciformes; Percidae
Product: probable cell division protein kinase ECU08_0230
Exons: 1
Coding region: 1-933 (310 amino acids)
Biological process (GO): mitotic DNA damage checkpoint signaling; protein phosphorylation
Cellular component (GO): cytoplasm; nucleus
Molecular function (GO): ATP binding; protein serine/threonine kinase activity
Source: RefSeq, a predicted model, not a curated record
AUGGAGAAUUACCUGACAGGCGCUGUAAUUGGCGAAGGUGCCUAUGGAACCGUAUACAAAGCUACGUGUGGAAAAACCGGAAAAGAGUUUGCCUUGAAAUUACACAAGCACGGGUUAGAGGAUGCAACCGUGAGAGAGCUAUCCUGUCUGACUGCAUUACAGGGUCACCCUUACGUGAUUCAGAUGCACGAAUGUUUCAUCCACAAUGGAAAGAUGGCCAUGCUCAUGUCCUACGCACCCUACACAUUGUCUAACGUGAUUCACACUGGACACCUUCUCGGUUGCACGCAGGUCCGAGCGCUCCCGUUGAGUUUCGUGGCUCGUUUUUCAGUUCAGGUGGCUGAAGCACUGUCUCACAUGCACAGACUGAAUCUGGUGCACCGGGACCUGACUCCGUUCAACGUGCUGUUGACAGAGGAUCUAACUGUGCAAGUGGCUGACAUGGGCCUCUCUAGACAUUCCUGUAAAUGGAUGAGUACGCCUGUGGUCACGGAGGUUUACAGGGCCCCUGAAUUGUUUGUCAAAGGCGGACUCUCAGAGUACACUUGUUCCAUAGACAUGUGGAGCCUGGGGGUGAUGAUUGUCGAGGCUAUGGAAGGGAAAGUGGUAUUUGCGAACCCUGGGAUGUUCACUUAUGAAAUCAUUGUAAGGACACUGUGCCCCCAAAGCGAUGCACUGGGGUGGACCCCUUGUGACCCUAACACCAUAAUGUCCAAGGUGAUGGAGUGUGCACUGGUCAAGCGGAUCGUAUUCCAGUUGCUGGCCUUUCGCGAGAAUGAGAGACUUUUGGCACACGAGUUGCUGAAGGACACAGAAUGGACUGAGGCUGCGUAUAUGACCAAAGCAGACAAAGACCUGGUUAGAGACCGGAUUGAUCGAAAGCGAGUGGACAAAAAAGAAACAAGCAAUAGCGUGAACGUGAUUAAUCACUAA